UUUAGAUUCUCUUCAUCCCCGUCCCUUCUCGUCUCACACAUAACUCCUCCUCUGUGCUUAGACGCUAAGCUAUUCAUUCAAUGGCGGUUCACGAUGACCCCAUGGUCGUUCCCACCCUCUCUCCGCCCAACACCUACGAAGCCGUGGUCAACGGUGGAACCUUUGACCGAUUGCACGACGGCCACCGCCUCUUCCUCACUGCUUCAGCGGAGUUGGCUAGGCGCCGGAUCGUAAUUGGUGUUUGCGACGGCCCUAUGCUGGCAAAGAAGCAGUUUGCUGAGCUGAUACAGCCCAUUGAGGAACGGAUGCAUAAUGUUGAAACAUUCAUUAAGUCUAUCAAGCCAGAUUUGGAAGUGCAAGCUGUACCAAUCACAGAUCCGUUUGGCCCUUCCAUUAUAGAUGAAAAUUUGGAGGCUGUGAUAGUAAGCAAAGAGACAUUACCGGGUGGAUUGGCAAUAAACAGAAGAAGAGCUGAAAGAGGCCUUUCACAGUUGAAGAUUGAAGUUGUAGAUUUGCUUUCUGGAGAAUCAGGUGAAGUUAAGCUGAGUUCAUCUAUGUUACGAAAGCUGGAGGCUGAAAAGGCCAAACAACCAAGCACAAUAUCUCAGACAUAGUACGAAGAAUUUGUUUAACUUGUUUUUUGUGCGUUUUUGCCAAAAUUUGCAAAGAUGAAUGAUUUGAUGACAAAAUCGUUCCUAAGUUAUGUUGAACUGAAGAAGCAGGCAAGGAAAGACGUUGAAAACGAUCUUGACAUUGAAUUAGGGAAACUCAACCCCACGGAAGACCAUAACCUCUCUCAGUUCUUCCAAGAAGUUGAAGUAACCAAGGUUGAAAUGGAAGAGAUCACCAAUCUCUUAUGUGAUCUUCAGCAACUGAAUGAAGAGACAAAGUGCACACACAGUGCCAAAGUUCUACGUGGUCUAAGGGACCGCAUGGAGUCUGACAUGGUUGCCGUGCUUCGCAAGGCAAGGUUUAUCAAGGCAAGGCUUGAGGCUCUUGACCGAUCCAACAUAACCAAUCGCACUUUAUCAGAAUCCUACAAAGAGGGUACCUCCAUUGAUAGAACAAGAUUGACUGUGACGAAUGGUUUGAGGGUCAAACUUAGGGACAUGAUGAAUGACUUUCAGUCCUUGAGAAACAAGAUUCUAUCGGAUCACAAGGAAGAUUUGAAGAGAAGGUACUAUACGGUAACGGGUGAGGUUCCCACUGAGGAGAUCAUGGAGAAAAUGAUCUCAGGGAGUCUCAAAGUUGAGUUUUUGGCUGGGAAAACGGAUGCUGAUUUGGGCACUCAGGUUAGGCAUGAGGCUGUGAUGGAUAUCCAAAGGAGUUUGAAAAAGCUUCACCAGGUCUUUCUUGAUAUGGCUAUUCUGGUGGAGACCCAAGGAGAAAACGUGGAUAACAUUGAGGAUAAUUUAGCCACUGCGGGUAACUUCAUCCAUGGGGGAACUAACAGUCUUUACUAUGCCAACCAGAUGAAGAAGAAUAACAAAAAAUGGGUCUGUUGGGUUUUUGCUGUGGGGCUGAUUAUACUACUGGUGUGCAUUGUUUCAAUGUUGUCUUCUUGA
This is a messenger RNA of Abrus precatorius (Indian licorice), 1565 nucleotides long. Its product is annotated as syntaxin-112-like. Lineage: Eukaryota; Viridiplantae; Streptophyta; Magnoliopsida; Fabales; Fabaceae. Gene Ontology annotation, cellular component: membrane. The transcript is spliced from 8 exons. Gene Ontology annotation, molecular function: pantetheine-phosphate adenylyltransferase activity; dephospho-CoA kinase activity. The record is from RefSeq and is a predicted model, not a curated record. Gene Ontology annotation, biological process: vesicle-mediated transport; coenzyme A biosynthetic process.